Mobula hypostoma (lesser devil ray) is the source of this 3220-nucleotide messenger RNA. RefSeq names its product inter-alpha-trypsin inhibitor heavy chain H3-like. NCBI's taxonomy places the organism in Eukaryota, Metazoa, Chordata, Chondrichthyes, Myliobatiformes, Myliobatidae. The record is from RefSeq and is a predicted model, not a curated record. Gene Ontology annotation, biological process: hyaluronan metabolic process. The transcript is spliced from 23 exons. Gene Ontology annotation, molecular function: serine-type endopeptidase inhibitor activity. The coding region runs from base 36 to 2876 and encodes 946 amino acids.
ACAAGCCAGUGGGGGUAGAAUUACUGUUCUUCAAAAUGACGCAGAUGUUAUUUUAUCUUUUGCUGUUGUCUCUUCCAACAUUAAUAUCAGCACAUUUUGUAAUAACAGAAUCAGAAGACCCUGUGGUUGGGUCUGGGAGUCUUUCAACAAGCCUUCAGCCGUUAAAAGUGUUACUGAAGAAGAAAAGAAGCAUAAGGAGACUGAUAUACGAAGAUCGUGGAAAUGUUGAAGUCUAUAGCUUGAAGAUUGAUUCAAAAGUUACAUCUCGAUUUGCUCACAAUGUCAUAACAAGCCGAGUUAUAAACCGGGCAUCUAGAUCCAGGGAGGCAGUCUUUGAAGUUGAACUGCCCAAGACUGCUUUCAUCACUAACUUUACCAUGACAAUAAAUGGUGUGUUAUACACUGGAGAGGUAAAGAAGAAAGAGACUGCAUGGAAGCAGUAUAGAGAAGCAGUUUCCCGGGGAGAGACAGCAGGUUUGGUAAAAGCAUCAGGAAGGAAAACAGAGACGUUUAAGAUGUCAAUAAACAUUGCACCAACCAAAAAAAUUGUGUUUGAACUAACAUAUGAAGAACUAUUACAACGCAAGUUGGGGAAAUACGAGAUGGUUAUCAAAGUAAAGCCUUUGCAGCUUGUCAAUCAUUUCCAGAUUGAUGCCCAUAUUUUUGAACCAAAGGGUAUUACUUUCCUUAAUGCUCAUGCAACAUUUUUAACGGAACAAUUAGAAAAUGCGUUGAUAAAAAAUAUUACUGAAACAAAGGCACAUGUUUCCUUCAAACCAACCCUGGAACAACAGCGCAAAUGUCCUGAUUGUGGUAAAACAUUGUUGGAUGGAGACUUCAUCUUACAGUAUGAUGUCAAUAGAGACCUGUCUAGUGGUGACAUACAGAUUGUAAAUGGAUAUUUUGUCCAUCAUUUUGCACCUACAAAUCUUCCAAGAGUGCCUAAAAAUGUCGUCUUUCUGAUUGAUCGCAGUUUCUCCAUGCGUGGCCUCAAAUUUAAGCAGACAAAGAUUGCAUUUUUUAGAAUCUUGGGAGAUAUUGAUGCAAAGGAUCAUUUUACUUUGAUUGUUUUUGACUCCACUAUUGAAACAUGGAGAGAUUCCUUUGUUCAGGCAACACCAGAAAAUGUACUGGAAGCAAAAAAAUAUAUCCUCUACUUGCAGCUGGGGGCAGAAACAAAUAUCAAUGAUUCUCUGCUGCUUGCCGUAACUCUUCUGGACACAGCUCACAAGCAAAAGCAAUUGCCUGAAAAAAGUGUGUCCAUGAUAAUUCUCUUAACUGAUGGUGAUCCAAAUGUAGGCGAAAUAGACCCAGCAAAAAUCCGAAUCAAUGUCAAAAAUGCCAUAAAGGACAGGUACAGCUUGUACUGCCUUGGUUUUGGUUUUGAUGUUGAUUACAAUUUUCUGGAGAAAAUAGCGCUGGAUAAUGGUGGCGUGGCCAGAGUUAUUUAUGCUGAUUCAGAUGCAGCCUUACAGCUCCAGGGAUUUUAUGACGAAGUAGCAAAUCCCUUGCUUUUGGAUGUUGAGUUGCUCUAUUUGGAGAAUGCAAUUUCAGAACUAACGGAGGUGAAUUUUAGACAAUAUUAUGGUGGAUCUGAAAUUGUGGUAGCUGGCAAAAUAUCUGACAACAGUCUGGAUGAAUUUGUGGUACAAAUUACAGCACAAACUGUGAACAGUAAUUUAUCUCUUGAAGGCAGAGUCAACGUUUCAGAGGCAGAGACCGUGCUUGAACAUCAGCGAUAUAUUUUUGGUGACUUCACUGAGAGAUUGUGGGCUUACUUGACAAUUCAACAGCUCCUAAAACAAAGAGUUUCAGCAGAGUCAAGAGAAAAUAAAAUACUAACAGACAGAGCCUUGGAACUUUCUCUGAAGUAUAACUUUGUAACACCACUCACAUCAAUGGUUGUGACUAAACCAGAGGAGAACAAAGUGGAUAGAAUCCUCAUGGCUAACAAAGCCUCAAGAAAUGCCAAUCUGCAGUCAGUGCAGCAUGGAAGAUUUUCAUCUAGAUUACAUGGUUCCGAUGCACUACGAAGAUAUACUCCGGGACUACGCAUUGGAUCAACUGACGCAUUCCAAGCAAGAAGUUCAAAUAAUUUUCAUUCACGAGCCUAUCAUCCAGUAACUAGUGCUGAUGGAGAUCCCCAUUUCAUUAUUCCUAUGCAAAAGCAACAUGACGCAGCCUGUUUCAACAUUGCUGGAAAGCCAGGUUUAAUAAUGAAUCUAGUUGAGGAUCCAUUCACAGGCUUGAAAAUAAAUGGAGAAUUAAUAGGAGAUAAGAGACCAGAAAAUAGCCAGAAAAUAACUACCUACUUUGGAACGUUUGGACUUGAAAUCAGAAAAAUCAACUUGAGAAUAUCAGUAACGACUGAAGUGAUCACUAUAUUUUACGAGGAGGACAGGACUAUUAUUCCCUGGUCAGCAACAGCGACCUUAACAUUUGAGAGCUUCUCGAUCUCGAUCGUGAAAGAAAAGAAUCUCACAGUAACGAUGGGAGAGGAUGCAACAUUCGUUAUUGUGCUGCACCGGGUCUGGAAAAAGCACCCCCUACACAGAGACUUUCUGGGAUUUUAUACACUUGACAGCCUCAGGCUCUCCAAUAUGACGCAUGGAUUGCUUGGUCAAUUUUACCAUGACAUUAAAGCUAAAAUAUACAACAUUCACUCUGGAUCAGACCCACAGAAACCAAGUGCAACAAUGCUUGUGAAAGGUCAGACCCUCACAGUAACAAGAGGAUGGCAGAAGGAUUACCGACUGGAUUCAAAUCGGGGUGCCAAUGUCCCUUGCUGGUUUGUGCACAACAAUGGCAAAGGAUUCAUUGAUGGAAUACACACUGACUAUAUUGUGUCCUCUUUAUUUGAUUCAACAACAUCAUAAUGUCUCAAAGUUAAAGUAUGUAUAUGUAUAUUACCUUAAGAUUCAUAUUCAACCAGGUAUUUACAGGAAGAUGAUGUACAAUAGAACUUAAUGAAGAUCUAUAUGUAAACAGAAAAAAAGACUCACUAACAUCAACGUGCAAAAGACAAACUGGAAAUAAAAUAAUAUUGAGAAAAUGAGAUGUAGAGUCCUUGAAAGUGAGUCUGUAGAUUGUAGAAUCAGUUUAGAGUUGUUGUGAAUGAAGUUAUCCACACCAGUUCAGGAGCCUGGUGGUUGUAAGUUAAUAACUGUUCCUGAAGUUUGGAUCUAACCAGCUUAUCAAAUAAAAAUGGUGAAAAUAUGUA